AUGUCUGACUGGAAAUUGGAAGCUUUGCUCAUGGAAAAAGUUUAUUCGAACUCUUUUCUCAACCUUUCUGCGUCCCACCUUGGAGCGGAAGAGGACAAACCUCUAUACGUCCCGCAACCAUGGGACGUUUUCCGCCCCACAAAAGCCACCGUGGAAGUCGACGGGCUCAGUAAAUCCUACUGGCUCGUCGACGGUGAUCUUUGGAGCGACGAGAUCGAGGAAACACCAUUGAUGCGAAGAACAUGGGUAUUCCAAGAACGUUUCCUAGCGCCAAGGGUGUUGCACUUUGGGAACCGACAGCUAGCAUGGGAAUGCAAUACACUCACAGCGCUCGAGAUGUUCCCCGCCGGACUACCUUCUGUUCUCCUGUCUCAAUCCAAAUCCGAGGUUCUAUCAGCGCUGAUGAAACACAAAAUACCGGACAAGUCUGACAGCCGUUCUUUCCGUGAGGCAUGGAACCAAGUUGUCAGCCAGUACUCCCGAUGUAAUCUGACCUACAAGAGUGAUAAGCUUGUAGCCUUCAGCGGAGUUGCCAAAAUGGUCGAAGCGCGCACUGGAGACGAAUACCUCGCUGGGAUGUGGAAAAGCACUUUGAUCUACGAUCUAGGCUGGUAUCGUACCGGUACCGAUAGUGAGACAUGGCCGUCGAGUACCACUUCUUACCGCGCUCCUAGCUGGUCCUGGAUGUCUGUUGAAGGGGAAAUAUUUCUCCCCUCCGCCUCUGAGAACGUCAUCGAACAUUUUGCUACGGUUUUGGGACACCCGACGCCUGAUCUCGUUGGGAGUUCGGUCUUUCACGCCAAGGGCCGAAUCGACUUGGAAUGUGUCACUCUCAGGUUGAACUUCAUCAAGUGGGCAGGGGACACAAUCGCCGAGUUCGGGGUCGCCGGCGUCCGUGUCAUCGACGAUGUCGUCGAAAGUGGAUCCCACCUGGACUUGGAAGGUUCCAAAGAAGAGGUAAUACGUUUGACUGAACAGAGGGGUGUCUACAUGGUGCCGCUCUUUGCUACUAAUUUGGCAAUUUUCGCCGUUAUGGUUUCGAAGGAACAAGCCCCUGGGCAUUAUCGGCGAGUUGGCGCUGCUAAAAUCGAAUUCGGGAGAAUACUUCUCACACCGGAGCAGGGGAUACCCGAGGGUUGGACUCAGGUUGGUUCUUCGCCGUAUGUUGUCCACAGUACCAUAUCUCGCCUUUAUAUUACAGAACCGCAGCGAAAGGAGGCGCAGUGUGUAGUGAGACUUAUUUAA
Messenger RNA from Colletotrichum spaethianum, 1245 nucleotides. RefSeq lists its product as uncharacterized. The coding region runs from base 1 to 1245 and encodes 414 amino acids. The record is from RefSeq and is a predicted model, not a curated record. Lineage: Eukaryota; Fungi; Ascomycota; Sordariomycetes; Glomerellales; Glomerellaceae. The transcript has a single exon.